Penaeus indicus is the source of this 5026-nucleotide messenger RNA. RefSeq lists its product as uncharacterized. The coding region runs from base 628 to 3021 and encodes 797 amino acids. NCBI's taxonomy places the organism in Eukaryota, Metazoa, Arthropoda, Malacostraca, Decapoda, Penaeidae. The record is from RefSeq and is a predicted model, not a curated record. The transcript has 6 exons. Gene Ontology annotation, molecular function: hexosyltransferase activity. Gene Ontology annotation, cellular component: Golgi membrane.
CAGCGAGUCGAGCCAGUGUGAGCUCGGCAGCGGGCGAGGAAGGUAGUGCGAGUGAGAGCGUUCGCGCACGGGCUUCUUGGGACUUUGAGGGGGGUCGUUGCGAUAACCCGUGCGUUCUUCCCCGUCAUCAAGAUAUUUCUCUCCUGUAAUAAAGAACAAUAACGAACGUAUAAUACGCGACCGAGAGCAGCUAAAGCUCCCCUGGAUUCCUGUAUUUUAUAAUUUUUGGUUAUUGUUGUUUCUGUGAUCUGAUUAUGAGUAGUGGAACGAGAUAAGUGUCGUCCUGCAGUGUGGGCGGCUUUUUGGAAUAGUCUUAAAUCGAGUUUCCGUCAGCGGCCUACAUCUCGAGCGGAGAAGCGGGAUAUACACACAUCUGCCGCGAAUUAGUGCCCACACCAGUUUUGAAAAUGCAAGCAAGAUCAUGUAUUUAUUCAGCAACGAAAAUGGAUAAAACGAGUUUAACAACAUGCUGAACCACUAACUUAAAGUCGAUCUAAGGAGGAAAGAAGAGGAGGGAAGCCUUCCAGCAAUUGCAUUUCAACUUAUUUGGAAGGAAUAUACAUAAGUGCACACCAUCGCGCCAGGAAGGCAGGGCGAGCGGCAGCAACAUUUCUCCAGUCGCAGAGGAUGCGAAUGCUAUUUCCCUCGACGGUCAACGAGAAAAGAUUCCACAUGGGUUGGCUGCAGUUGAGGCGCUGGCUGUCCUUCCUGCCUGCGGCCUUCGUCGUGUACAUCCUCCUCCACUACCUCGUGUACCAGCCCGACAUCUCGGGUCCCCACGCCGUCCUGGUGACGGAUGGCCGGAGCAACAGCAGUUUGGUGGGUGGGGCGGGAGGGAGGACGCUGCAGAGCGGCCCUCGCGUCCUGCCCCAUCUCUCGUCGGACUCGCAGGACGUCUUGCAGGACGCCCCGAAUGCCCCCGCGAACGCUGCAACGCCUUCAGCCGGCCUGGAGGAGAGCGCCGCGUCGCCAGGCUUGGCAGCGUCGGCAGCGGGCAGUGGGCAUCUUCAGCCGGAGGACAACACGACGGCGUUUCAAGGUAGUGGUGGCGCCGCGCUCCUCGACACUGACUCCCCCAGUCUAGCCAGGUUUGACAGCAUGCCUCGUCGCCUCGGGGCGCAGGACCCCUCGAAGGAGGCGUCCCCCUACCCCGAGGAGAGCGAGGCUGUCCUGCUCAGGAGCGGCGGCUUGAUCGGGUCCGGCCCGUCGGGCGCAGGCAGCGGGCCGAGCGGGGCAGACGUGAGGACCGGGUCGGCGAGCAGGCCGCCUCCCUCCGCCACUGUCUCUCAGGGCCUGCCCUCGGGCUCAGCCUCAAGGGCUCCUGUUGAGGACGACCUGAGAGCCGGGUUUCCGGAGAGCGUGAGUUCGGCCGCCAUCCCGCCCUCGCCGUCGCCCCGCGACGCCCUGCUCCCGCCCGUCCGAGGUGCCAUCCCUGUCCGUCCCACGCCGCUGCCGCGCCGUGAGGUUUUGUCCGUGGAAGCCGCCGGGAGGCCGAUGCCCAUGGACCCCGACCCGCCCUUGCCGCCCGCGCACGCCCUCCCGGAGUACAUGGGCCAGGGCGGCCUGCGCUUCGACCAGCGAAGCGUGGACUACCACUACCCCGCCGUCCACGGGGGGUACGAGGGCGAGUACGAGGCCUACGGCCCAGACAAGCCCGGCUACGGCCCCGAAAUGCCACUGCCGAGGACCUACUACGCCCACAGCCAAGCCAUGGCCGAAAUGGGCGGCCUGCAGUCCCUAGGCAGUAACAUGCUGUCCCCCUCUUACGAAGCGUUCGGCUACCCCGACGAGCGCGACCUGGCUAUGGGUGCGAACCCGCCCGCGCAGGCAGUUCUGGCGCACCAAGCUCAACCGUCGGAGGGAAACAAGCCACCUGCGAGUCCCCAGGAGAAAGGGUCCCAGCCACAAGCAAAGGGAGUGGCAGGACACACAGAGGUGCGGGUCUCUUCAACAAUGAGAGCAGUUUCCUCAUCAUCUUCGUCUUCUGUGGCAACUAAGGGAGCUGGCCUCCCUCAGCAGUCCUCGCCUGCUGGACUGGCAGCAGCCCAGAGCCAGCCACAGCCACCUCAUAUGGUAGUGGUGGAAGGCACAGGCUCUGUGCCACAGGUUCGGCAGUCUAAAAAGACUACUGUCGUCAAAAAGAGCAACAUUGCAUCUUCAACUGGGCUUUCUAUUAAUGCUUUAAAGGGAAAGACAAAGGUUGGAGAGAAAUACGAGUCAGGGUUCAAUGUGCCCCAUGAAGAACUAUGUCCCAACAACGGAAGAGAACUCAAAGUGCUAGUCCUCAUCACAACAGCCCCAGAUCACGAAAAGCACCGUACAGCCGUUAGACAGACAUGGGGCCAUUUUUCGAUCAGAAAAGAUGUUGUCAUGGCAUUUAUGAUAGGGAGAACCAACAACCCUACCAUUCAAGCCAAUAUCGAUAGAGAAAACGAACUGUAUGGCGACGUUGUGCAAGCCAACUUUAUAGAUCACUACAGCAACCUUACUUUGAAGACAGUGUCAAUGUUUGAGUGGGCCAAGACUUACUGCUCAGAAUCACAUUUUAUUUUAAAGACAGAUGAUGAUAUGUUUAUCAAUAUGCCUUUACUCCUCACUUUCAUCGACUCCAAGAUUAAUGACCGGCGUGUCAUGUAUGGACGGCUUGCCAAGGGCUGGAAGCCUGUCCGGAAUAAGAAGAGCAAGUACUACAUUGACACUAGUACUUACAGUAAGACUAGAUAUCCAGAUUUCCUCACCGGGCCGGCCUACCUCUUCACCAACGACGUGGUCGAUGACAUCUAUCAGAAAGCCCUUGGCACUACUUUCUUCGUAUUAGAAGACGUGUUGGUGACUGGAAUUGUUGGGGAGAGUUUAAGAAUUAAGAGAGUAGGAGACUCACGAUUUAGAAAUGAGAAGAUUAAAUUAACCGAUACAUGUAGUCUAAUGAAAACAAUUUCAAUCCAUAUGGUUAAAUAUGAAGAACAGUUUGAUAUAUACAAACGGACACUAGAUGGGAAGGCGAAAUGUAAAACUGGAUAGUAAACAUUAGGCAAGCCCUUGCCAUUCCCCAGAGGCAAAGGCUCAAUAUUGUCAGGAAUUGUUUACCAUGUGAUAGAUAAAAUAUGAUUUAUGCUCAAAACAUGGCUCUUUGGAAGUCUGUGAUUCUCCAUUUCAUAAGGUGUAAUGGAAGUCAAGAGACAGUUUCAUUAAUGUCUAGUCCUUCAUUGCAUGUGGUAAUAAGGGAAAGCAAUGUCUUUGUGAGCUCUGGAGUUGAUUUUUGAAAAGAAAAGUACAGAAAAGUGAGAAUGGAACUGCCAGUGAGCUGAAGUGCUGGAAAUCAGAGCCAAAGAUGAUCCAAUGGUGAGAAGUCGUACAGAAUGUUGUGAGAAAUUUGUGAAUUUGUUCUAGGAAGUGUAGAGACUGAGAGCUCCCACUUUGUCCAAACUUCAGAAAAUUGAAAUAGAGCCUUUUGUGGUGUGCUGAAUAUUUGAGAAUUAACACUUGAUUAUUUUAGUGAUAGAAAAUGAACAAGAAGGACUGAACACUUUGCUAUCUGUGAUCUGAAUCCAUUUUCUCAUUGCUUUCUCAAGUUUGUUGGAGUGACCUAAGUCAGCUUGCAGUGUUUUUAAGAUGUUCCUAGUGUGAGAAAAUAUGGUCAGGGUUAAUUAAUUGCACAAGAAUUUUCAGUGUUAUGACAUCAUAUUUGCACAAAGAUUGAACUGUAUUUGUAGUAUUUACUAUGGAUAAUACCCAGGUGGUAUUAGACUCAUUAAAUUGUAUAUUGUAUAUCAUAUACAAUUUUUUAUUAUCAAAUAUAUAUUUUUCUUGCUGUCUCUGGAAUAAUAGUGUGAGUAAAAAAAAAGUGAAUAAAUAGGUUGAACUAAAUAUAAAUACAUGUAUAUUCCACUUUUGCAAUGACUGUGAACACCAUCAUUAUUGUAACUUUACACACAGAAGGGAAAGUGUUUUGGAAAAAAAAAGAUUAUUGCACUUCAGAUUGCAGGUUUUGCUACGCACUUGCAUGUGUAUAAACUUCAGUACCAUGGACUGGUGUGAAUCAUCAUUGUCAUAUUUGUGUGUUACCGUUCUAUGAGUCCAUCUGUUCAUUGAUGCUUGUAGGAAAUACUCCUCAGUGGCCUCAUUCAUUGUAGAUGAUAGUUGCAUAUAUUCCUUUUUUAUCUUUUUAUUAUUGUUAUGAUUAAAUUGUUAUUAUUAUUAUUAUCAUCAUCAUAUUUUUUUAUUGUUGUUGUUAUUGUUAUUAUAUUUUUUAUAUUUUUAUUAUCAUUAUCAUUAUUUUUUAUUAAUACUAUUAUCCUCAUCAUUAUCAAUAUCAUUAUUGUUGUUGAUAUUUUUAUUUGUACUAUUAUUAUUAUUAUUAUUAUUAUUAUUAUUAUCAUUAUCAUUAUUAUCAUUUUUAUCAACAUUAUCAUUAUCAUCAUCAUCCUCGUCAUUAACACAUUUCUCUAGGCUCUGCUGUUGUAUGGAAUAUUGUUCAUACUAGUCAUGAGAAGGCAAUCCAGAGAAUAUUAGUUGUUGUUGGAACUGAGUUUGUCAUUGUGGCAAUAUCAUUUUAUUUCCAGUCGCUUGAUUUACAGUAUUAUGAUUUUAAAGAUGUUGAUUCCAUUUACCAGAUCACAAGCAAGGGUUAGCAGGACAGCAAAGCAAUAUCAUAUCUGCGGUAACAAAACAAAUGACAGGCUUGUGUGCUUUGGUUGAUAUUGAACAGUUCACAAGGAUAAGAAAGCCAUAUUGAGUCUUGUAAAUACCCCUUGGUUUCAUUUCUUGCUGCUUGUUUAAUUCUGGUGUUCAACUGUUGUCUCACAGGCAACUUUGACAUCAAGUGUUGACUGGUGAUUAGCCUGUUAAGGGUAUCACUUCGGUUAACUUUGCAUUUAGCUUGUUUAUAGUAUGAAUUAUUACUGUGUAUUUCAGGAAUGGCAUUUGUUGUGGAUCACCAGUUAAAGCAUUGAUAAGCAUUCUCUCUCCCCUUCUCCCUCUGCCUCUCCCUCUCCCUCUCCCUCUCCCUCUCCCUCUCCCUCCCUCU